Rotaria sp. Silwood2 is the source of this 1053-nucleotide messenger RNA. The record is from the annotation of a GenBank genome assembly. NCBI's taxonomy places the organism in Eukaryota, Metazoa, Rotifera, Eurotatoria, Philodinida, Philodinidae.
AUGGAACAUACUCCAAUUGAGACGAAAAAAAGAACUGAUCGAAGAGGUUUGAUAGCUAGCGGUAGCGUUCUUGUCGAUUAUAUUAUCAUCAUUGAUCAUUGGCCAAUGGAAAAUUGUACAUCUUUUGUUCGACGUCCAUCAACUAUGGCCGGUGGUGGUGGACCAUUUAAUAUAGUGAAAAAUCUUGUAGCCAUGAAAACUCAUUUUCCACUAUCGCUUCUCGGCUUAAUAGGUAAUGAUGCCAAUGGUAAAUGGCUGAUAGAAGAUUGUAUGAAAUUCCAUAUUGACACAAGUCAAUUACAAAUGAUGAAUGAUUCCACUCCAACAUCUUGCACUUAUGUGAUGAGUAUUGAAAAUACUAAUCGACGAACAUUUUUUCAUCAACAAGGUGCCAAUGCAUAUUUGAAUGAACAACAUUUUGAUUUUUCUCGAACGACAGCGAAAUUAUUUUAUCUUGGUCCUUUAACUCAAUUAACUGCACUGGAUCAGUUGAUUGAUGAUAAUAAACGAACAAAUGCAUCAAAAGUAUUAGAAGCAGCUCAUUUAUCUGGACUAGAAACAGUUGUCGAUUUUUCUAGUGGGAAAAAUUCAAAUUAUUCUAAAAUUGCUCAAGCAUCUUUACCGUUUAUAGAUCAUUUGAUUAUCAAUGAAACAGAAGCUGGAUUGAUUCUCGAUCAACAUUUAACAAGUGAUAAUAUCGAUCAAAUUCAACAAAUCGCUAAACAACUUAUCGACAUAGGCGUCAGUAAAACGGUAACAAUUCAUUUUGAACAAGGUGCAAUUUUGAUUACCAAAAAUGGAAAUAUUUUAUGGCAAGGAUCGGUCAUUCUACCAGAUGAAUUUAUUAAAGGUGCGGUUGGCGCCGGUGAUGCAUUUGCUGCUGCAAUGAUUUACGGUAUUCAUGAACAAUGGCCAUUAGAUAAAACAUUACGUUUGGCUGUUUGUGCUGGUGCAAUGUCAUUGAGUGAUGAAACAGCAUGUGGUGGAAUGAAAACUAUCGAAGAAUGUCUCCAAUUGGAAAAAUUCGGUUUCAGAAAACUGAAAAAAUUAUAG